AUGAUUCGACUUCGGAAAAUACAGCAGGCCAAGGCUGAGGCAGCCCGAAAUGGAACAUCACCGCCAACAGUGAACCGUUCAGUUGCAUUUAUGAGGGCUAAGAAGGAUAUACAAGAGUACGAGGACAUUCCCUCGGUGGAAAUUCAGUACGAUAGGGAUGAUCCUAUGCAUAUCAAAUUGCAGGUUAUCCCUGAUAAGGGCUAUUAUGCAAAUGGUAAAUUCAACUUUGAAUGUACCAUACCGAAUGACUAUCCCAACUCAGCACCCGAGUUUCGUUGUUUACAGAAAAUAUACCAUCCGAAUAUCGAUUUAGAAGGACAUGUAUGCUUGAACAUUUUAAGAAACGACUGGAAACCCACAUUGACGUUGCAGCUAGUGUUUGCUGGGAUUUUACACUUAUUUUUGGAACCGAAUCCGAAUGAUCCCUUGAACAAGGAUGCUGCCAACGAUCUUGCCAAAUUCCCAGAGUCCUUUGGCAGACAUGUCAAGCAGGCCAUGAUGGGAGGAUACGUUGGAGAGGAGUUGUUUGAGCCUGUGGUAGCAUCAAUGAGAAACAGUCAACGAUACUACUAA
Molecule: messenger RNA, 573 nt
Organism: Pichia kudriavzevii
Lineage: Eukaryota; Fungi; Ascomycota; Pichiomycetes; Pichiales; Pichiaceae
Exons: 2
Coding region: 1-573 (190 amino acids)
Source: RefSeq, a predicted model, not a curated record